AUGAGGAGCUUCACCUUAAUAACAGCUUUUCUUCUCUGCAGCCUCAGCUGGAUCUCUGUCUCAGUUUCUGAGUCUCAGACUGUAGAGGUCCAGCCAGGUGAAGAUGUCACACUGCUGUGCUCCAACAUUUCCAAACAUCCAACUCAGACAGACUGGUUCAGACUGAUCAACAGAACCAAGCCCAGCUGUAUCUCCUCUAUGUACGAGUCUGGUAGCGAAGCUUCAUUCUGUGAUGGAUUUCAAAAUGGAAAAUUUGCAAUGAGCGCCAACGUCUCCACAGUUUUUCUUAAAAUCAAGCGAGUGGAUUUAUCUGACUCUGGACUGUAUUUCUGUGGAUUUUACAUAAACAAACAUACAGUCAUUGCCAGUGCAACAUAUUUAAAUGUUCAAGGUAAUGGUGAAUCUGAUGAAGUGGAUUUUAAGGCUGAAAAGGAGCCUGAUGGAAUGAAAAACCUACUGAGCGUGAUCCUGGGUGGUCUGGCUGUUUUCCUCACUAUAAUCGUCAUUGUUCUGGCUGUUAAAAUCAGGAAACUUCAGACAGCUGUGAAUGAAGAACCACAGCCAGAAAGAAACAAGAAUCUGGGCUCAGAUGACCUGAACUAUGCAGCUCUAAGUUUCCAGGCAAAAGCAAAAAGACACCGCAGGCCUGCACCGGAGAGAGAGCUGGAGCCAAAUGUUGUGUAUGCUGCCACCAGAUAGAUUCAGGAAACAACUGGAACUGCAGCUCAGAGUGGAAGCUGAUGAUUUAUCAUAUUAAUCUACUGUUUUGUUUUUGUGUGUGGGUCGGGUGGAAGGACUCACUGGCAAAAAAUACAUUUUCAAUAAUGUUCAUAUAUUUUUUCACUCAUGUUUCUCUCAACGUGUCUGUGGAGGGAGCAGCAAGUGAGGUACCUACAAAGCCUAACUGCAGUAACUACGCAAAGGGUAAAACUGAGAAAAAUUGCUUUAAAAUAUUUAACUGGCCAGCCAAAUGGGUUAUAGGUAUAUACGUGAUAUUGCACUAAUUGUACAUGUAUUCAUGAGGUAAUUUUUAUGCCCAAAAACCAUGACGGCUGAUUUGACCUUUGACUCCAAACAUGUAGUUAACUGCACUCUGCCUUUGCAUUGCCUUAAAUGGUUCUAGCAGCAAUGCAAAACCAAAGUGCACUAACCACAGUGUUGUUGUUUUCUUUCAGCUUUUAUAUAUUGUUUUUUCAGUGACCAAAACCAUUUUUUACAUUUAUUUCUGAUUCUGAUUCCAAUUUCUGACCACUACAUGGUGUUUAGAGACUCUGUUAACACACAAACCGCACACAUACAGCCAGGCUUCACAAGUUAUUCUAACCCACUGUUACACUCAUGGACGAUCUUCCUGACAGACAACGCCUUGAAUGAUUAUGAAGAAGAUGUUGAUCAUGUUAUUAGUCGUAGAGAGAGAUCACUGUCAUGGCUGCUUGAUUGUUGUGGGAUAACUUGAUACAUGAUGCCUUUCGAGUUUUUUUUUUUUUUCCCACCGCUGGCUGGAUUAACUUUGGGAUGUGAACAACAAAACAUAGAUGACAUGGCAUCAGCGAUGUUACAGAGAAUAAUGUUACAGCUAACGCUAGCUAACUAAACAUUGUCUAUCAGUCAGCAUACACGGCGUAAGUAGCUGCUGUAUUUAGAACCAACCCCCUGUGGUGACAGACAUUGUCUGUAUGAGUCAAAAAUAAAGUCCACAGGAAGACGUCAGCCAUGAGCACAAACAUCAAAGGCAUUGCUAUUCUCAGAGUACAAGAGUACUGCUCCCAUAAAAAGAAAAAAAACAGGAGAGUAAAAGUUCAGACUUUCAGCAGUUUGGUCGAAUUUUGCGUAUUCUUACCCUGCUGCUAGUUAGUAGCAGUGUUGUGCCACAUUAAGACCUUUCCGUUUUUGCAUAUCUUUGUGUUUUGCCUUUUAAAUUAUAUAUAUUAUUUUUACAGUAUCAUUACAGUAUCAUUAAAUUUCAUCAUUCCCAGAAUCAGCACAACUUCAGACAAUGAUAUAUGUCACUCAAUAAAGACUUCUA
Messenger RNA from Siniperca chuatsi (mandarin fish), 2026 nucleotides. RefSeq lists its product as uncharacterized. Gene Ontology annotation, biological process: response to bacterium. The record is from RefSeq and is a predicted model, not a curated record. NCBI's taxonomy places the organism in Eukaryota, Metazoa, Chordata, Actinopteri, Centrarchiformes, Sinipercidae. Bases 1 to 699 code for a protein of 232 amino acids. The transcript is spliced from 6 exons.